CUCCGCUUCGCGCCUGCACAGAGCUUCACUUGGGACAUCGCGUAAAUCCUCUCAAAGAGACUGUACACUGGGACCCGUCGUCAGCAAGAACAGCACUUGAUCACCUCUUGGUUUACUAGCCUCUGUCUCGACACUUUUCUGUCUUUGUACCUCUCUACGUCCUAUAUUUUCUCCCUGAUUCUGCGCAAGACACCGUCAACAUGUCAGACAGGAAAGCGGUCAUCAAGAACGCCGACAUGAGCGAAGAAAUGCAACAAGACGCAGUAGACUGCGCAACCCAAGCAAUGGAGAAAUACAACAUUGAGAAAGAUAUUGCUGCCUUCAUCAAGCGAGAAUUUGACAAAAAGUACAACCCCACCUGGCACUGUAUCGUAGGACGAAACUUUGGUUCCUACGUAACUCAUGAGACCAAGCACUUUAUCUACUUCUAUCUCGGACAAAUCGCCAUUCUGUUGUUCAAGUCGGGAUAGUGGCGGAGCGCUACCAACAAGUUGGAUAAGUAUGUAGAGGGUGGAUGUUAUAUACACUUGUGGUUGAAUAAAUUACUAUGUUUCGCA
Molecule: messenger RNA, 557 nt
Organism: Spizellomyces punctatus DAOM BR117
Lineage: Eukaryota; Fungi; Chytridiomycota; Chytridiomycetes; Spizellomycetales; Spizellomycetaceae
Product: dynein light chain 2, cytoplasmic
Exons: 4
Coding region: 201-470 (89 amino acids)
Biological process (GO): cilium assembly; microtubule-based process
Cellular component (GO): cytoplasmic dynein complex
Molecular function (GO): dynein light intermediate chain binding; dynein intermediate chain binding
Source: RefSeq, a predicted model, not a curated record